This is a messenger RNA of Metarhizium album ARSEF 1941, 789 nucleotides long. RefSeq names its product methionine aminopeptidase 1. The record is from RefSeq and is a predicted model, not a curated record. Lineage: Eukaryota; Fungi; Ascomycota; Sordariomycetes; Hypocreales; Clavicipitaceae. Gene Ontology annotation, molecular function: metalloaminopeptidase activity. The transcript has 3 exons. Bases 1 to 789 code for a protein of 262 amino acids. Gene Ontology annotation, biological process: proteolysis.
AUGAGGAAAAGCUGUCGCUUAGCUCGGGAAGUCCUUGACAUCGCCGGUGCCAUCGCUAAACCUGGUGUCACGACUGACUACAUUGAUGAAGUAGUUCACCAGGCCUGUAUUGAGAGAAAUUCUUAUCCGUCCCCAUUGAACUACAACCACUUCCCCAAAUCAUGCUGUACCUCCGUAAACGAAGUCAUUUGCCACGGAAUUCCCGACCAGCGGGUUCUCAUUGACGGAGACAUUCUCAAUAUCGAUAUUUCUCUCUUCCACGAAGGCUACCACGCGGAUCUGAACGAGACAUAUUACAUCGGCGAUAAGGCCAAGACGGACCCAGACAGUGUGCGAGUCGUUGAAGCAGCUCGCGAAUGCCUCGAAGAAGCCAUCAAAGCCGUCAAACCUGGCGUCCUGAUCCGCGAGUUUGGCAACAUCAUUGAAAAGCAUGCGAAAAAGAAAAAUUGCAGUGUCAUCAGAACUUACUGCGGACACGGCAUCAAUAAGCUCUUCCACUGUGCCCCCAAUGUGCCUCACUAUGCCAAAAACAAGGCUAUUGGCGAAUGUAAACCAGGCAUGACUUUUACCAUUGAACCGAUGAUUGCGCUCGGCAAGUAUCGAGAUAUCACCUGGCCGGAUAAUUGGACUAGCACAACCAUCGAUGGGAAACGAACUGCUCAAUUUGAGCAUACUCUCUUAGUUACUGACGACGGUGUUGAAGUAUUAACGGCGAGGAGGGAGGACUCGCCAGGUGGUCCAUUACCCAUGCCAGAACCUGAAGUUCCAAAUGGCAAUGCGGAUGCUUGA